AUGACGUAGCCAGGACAGUCUAGGGCAGCUCAGGUGACCUUGGCAGUCAGGUCUUUCCCCUAAAUAUAUCCCGUUUCCGGGUCCGGUCCGAGAGGCUGAAGAGAUACCACCCAGCCCAGGGUAGUGCGGUCCAGAGGGCUCGAGGGAAAGGGAAAGAGGACUCUAAAGCGCCUGCGCUCUUGCGGCGCUCGCAGCCAGGGGAUCUCCUCUCCACCCCCGGGGCCUAGGACAGUCUCAGCUCCACCCUCGCUCUUCCUCUAUUGGCUGCGACGGCUCCGCAGUGGUUGGAGCGGGAAGAGACAAAGCCCCUGCCCUCUCCUCUGGACCCGCCUCCCGGCGUCGUUGCGGAGGUCUGAUUGGCUGGUCAUUUCUAGAUGAUCUAAGCCGGGGAAGUUGGGAACAAAGCUGUAGACGAAGGCUGCUUGUAAAAGGUGAAUCGGUAUUCUGCUCUUCUGUGGAGCUUCUUCCUUCAACCAACUACUACUAUGUCAUCAGAUAGUGAUGUUUCUCUUUCUACUUAUGAUGAGUCUUCAGGAUCAAAACUUGCCCGAAAAGCUAAGGAGGCACCAUUUGUCCCAAUUGGAAUAGCAGGUUUUGCAGCUAUUGUUGCAUAUGGAUUAUACAGAUUGAAGAGCAGAGGGAAUACUAAAAUGUCUGUCCACCUGAUUCACAUGCGUGUGGGAGCUCAAGGCUUUGUAGUAGGAGCAAUGACUGUUGGUAUGUUGUAUUCCAUGUUUCGGGAAUACUGGGCCAAACCCAAACCUUAGGAAGAAAGAUGCUGUCUUCAUGCUGAUGAUGUUUUAUAGAGCUGGAUACCUCACAUUGAGGUUAUUUAUGUUAAAAAAUCAUUUAGGGGUAUGUGGUUCUAAAAAGCACAUGUCAGACACAAUCAUGAUGUUUUAAAGAUUGGAUUUUUUUUUCAUGGAGAUUUUACUGUUUCCCAAGUAAUGCAAAGCCUUCUAUCCAAGCGUUUAUUAGGAGAGCUAAGUUAGUGCAAAAUGAACUAGUCAUUGAAAUUUCUUUGGAUGAUAUGUUAUAUUUAGGUUUCCCAAGUCUUAAAAAAUUAAUGCUCCAAGUAGCUCCUAUUGCUUUAACAUGUGGCCUAUUUUGGGAUAUAAUAUGGGAACUUCUUUAGCACUGGUCAGUCAACAUUUCCUUAGGUAGGAUGGUGGAAACGCCAUUGUCUAAGGCUGGUUGGCUUUAACUAGGGCCGAAAGAACAUCUGUUAGAAGAACACGAAAUAAAACAUUCUAGCAAGAGUUUUCUUCCCCACUACAACCUGUUUGUAUUUAAGGUGAGCCUUGAAAAGUUGUUUGUUAACCAGGCUACUUUAACACAGUGGUAUUUAUUAUAAUGUUAAUAAAACAUGAGAAUAACAUCCCAAAUAUUUUUGCUGCUGUUACAUUGAAAUUGUUCUUUAAAUACUAUAUGUUUUAUAUGUAUUUGAAGUGCUUGUUUAGCAGUAAAGAUAGAGAACUUUAAAAAUGCGUGCCGUAUUUGUUUUUUCACUGUGAGAGUUGUGUGCAAUUGAAAAAUGUAUUACUUCCCUUUAGAGUUGGUUGUUUAUCACACUAUGAGGAAAUUAAUGUUUGAGCUUUGUUAAUACCUGUGGGAGUCUAAUGUUUAAGAUGAAUAUGCAUUCCAUGGUAAUAGCAUGAUACAGCUAUCAUUAAACAAAAUGAACAUAUAAAA
Messenger RNA from Monodelphis domestica (gray short-tailed opossum), 1692 nucleotides. It is a transcript of the gene HIGD1A, whose product is annotated as HIG1 hypoxia inducible domain family member 1A. Gene Ontology annotation, cellular component: mitochondrion. Gene Ontology annotation, biological process: negative regulation of apoptotic process; mitochondrial respirasome assembly. Lineage: Eukaryota; Metazoa; Chordata; Mammalia; Didelphimorphia; Didelphidae. The record is from RefSeq and is a predicted model, not a curated record.